Messenger RNA from Rhea pennata, 1777 nucleotides. It is a transcript of the gene GGN, whose product is annotated as gametogenetin. NCBI's taxonomy places the organism in Eukaryota, Metazoa, Chordata, Aves, Rheiformes, Rheidae. The transcript is spliced from 3 exons. Gene Ontology annotation, molecular function: ubiquitin protein ligase binding. Gene Ontology annotation, biological process: gamete generation; double-strand break repair. The record is from RefSeq and is a predicted model, not a curated record. The coding region runs from base 1 to 1614 and encodes 537 amino acids.
AUGGGGGGCAGGGGAGAGGGGGCCCCGCGGCGCAAAUGGGCAACACGCAGUCGGAGACGGCGCCGGGCUUCGCCGCGGCCAAAGCUAGGGCCGAGCCGAAGCCCCUUCGCCGGGGGGCCGCCGGCCCUGGGAGGGGGGGGCCUCCGCGAGCCCUUCGCGCCACCACCGCCGUCAUCCUCGCCGGUGCGGGCGCCCACCGAGCCGGGCGAAGGCGGCCGCCCGGCGGUGCCGGCGGCGGAGCCCGGCGGCGCGGAGGUGCCGAGCGUGGCGGCCUGGAGCCCGCCGGCGCCGGCGGAGCCCGGCUUACGGCGCUGGAAGAAGGCGCUGCCCCGCGGCCGGAGCCGCGGCCAGGCCGCCGGCACCGCCAAGGCAACGGGCCGGGCCGAUCCCGGCCCCGCGGUGCCGGCCGGCGAGGAGGCGGGAGCCGCUGGGAGCCGCGCGGCGCCGGGCUGGAGCUGGGACGGCCUGGCCGAGGCGGUGCCGGCGCCGGCGCCGGCCGAGGAGGCCACGAGCAUCCUGUACCAAGUGACCAUCGAGGCGUGCGAGGGGCAGCCCGUCGUCACGGCCGCGCGGCAGCGGGCCGAGCCGCUGGCCGCCGCGCGGCUCUGCCCGCCGUGGCUGGAGGCCGGGGCGCUGGCGGGCGCCACGGCCGGCGGCGGCGGCCCGGAGGAGAAGCUCGGCUGCCUGGGCCAAGCGGUGCUGGAGCAAUUCCAGAAGUUCAACGCGCCGGCGCAGCGCCCCGCCGCCCCGGCGCCCGCCGAGGUGGCCCGCGUCCUCGACAGCCUCGGCUCCAUCAGCAUCCAACCGCCGCCGCCGCCGCCGCGGGCGCCCACGCCGUACCCGCCGCACCGGCACCCCGCCGCCCGCCCGGGCCCCGAGCCGGCCUCCCCCUCGGCCCCCGGCAGUCCCCGCGCCGAGGGGGCCGAGCCGGAGGCGAAUCCCUCCGGUGAGCGCGGAACGCCGCCGCCUCCGCCGCCGCCGCCGCCGCGCCCGCCGGCACCGUUCCACUUCGAGGCGGAGACGGCGGCGUGCCCCGCGCCGCCCCACGGGGACGGGGACAAGGCCGGGGAGAGCCCGGCGGCGUUCCGGCGGCUGCCCGAGGCUCCGCGGCCGGCGGCGCCCCGGCCCCGCGUGCCGCUGGUGCCCUGCCGGGCGCUGGCGCGGGCCAAGGCCAAGCGGGCGGGCGCCAAGGCCAAGGCUUUGCCGUGGCAGAGCAAGGCGGUGCCCAGCGCCGCGCCGAAGCCGCCGGAGAAGCCCAAAGCUCCGGCGGCCAAGCCCAAGGGGCAGAAAUGCAAGUCGCCGAGGUGGGGGAAGGAGGCGCCGGCCGCCGAGCGCAAGCCGCCGGAGCAGGAGGCGGCAGGGGCAUCGGAGCCCCCGGCCCCCGCGUCCCGCUGGCCCCCCUUCCAGGUGGGGGACUCCUGCCCCCGGCGCUGCCACUGCAAACACCAGGACCCCCGGAGGCUGCCCCGAAACGUCAGCGCCUGGCUGGCCCCCUCCGCCAACCACCUGGCCGAGCCGCCCUGGGUCUCCACCGCCAUCCUGGCCAGCUCCCUGGUCGCCGGCACCGAGUUCCUGCUGGACGCCUACGAGGAGCAGGGAGCGGAGGAGGACUGAGCCGCGACCCCCCCUUCCAUUAAACCCCCUCCACCAGCUCCGCCGCUAAACCAGCGCCUUCGCUCGGGGAAGAAACGCGGGGGCGGGCAAAGCCCCCAGCACAGCCCCACGCCGCGGUGCCCGCGGGGGCCCCGCGGCAGCCCCAGAGCCACCGCCAACCCUU